AUGGGCCAGCGAAAUUAUUUUUUUUCACACGAUCAACCCCCUUUGUUGAUCUUCUCCUUCAGCGUUUUUCAACACCUUACUGUAUCUGUUUUAACCCCAGGCAAACUACCCGCUAACUUCCUUGUACUCUUCCCCAAUCACCUUCCCUUCCGUAUUUUUGCAUCUCACUCAUCGAUGCUGAGAAAAAUUGUGACGGACCUGAACAGGCUGGAACCUGCACUUGCGCAGCCCCAAUGUGAUAAGCAUUGCAUUAAUUCCCCCAUUUUCAAAAGGAUGUCAGCCGAUUCAAACGAAGAAAUAUACAAAGAGAUUCUGGAUGACCACGCGAACUCUCAGACAUCUAUCUCGACAGCUCAAUUGAAAACUCCAUCCUUCAAUUUCCAUUCGCCCUCCGAACUGCUUUCUCAACGUGUGCAUCGCGAAUUCUGA
Molecule: messenger RNA, 429 nt
Organism: Marasmius oreades (fairy-ring Marasmius)
Lineage: Eukaryota; Fungi; Basidiomycota; Agaricomycetes; Agaricales; Marasmiaceae
Exons: 1
Coding region: 1-429 (142 amino acids)
Source: RefSeq, a predicted model, not a curated record